GAGUCCGUAUGAAGUUUCGAGAAGUUUCUUUUGACCUUCUUGCAGAUUUAAUUUCUAAUCUCGACAAGACAAACAAAGAGACUCUUAACGAUUUAUCAAAAUGCAGCGGCUGUUUCAAAGACAAAAAACUAACUGAAUACAUCUUCCUGAUGGCUAAAAAGCUGAGCCUUGACCCACUGGCUGGAUACCAUGCCAUCGAAUUACUGCAAAGGUUCAUGACCGUGCAUCUCACAAAGUUGUUCACCACCCCUACACCUCAAGGCGCUGCUGAAGCUCAGUCAAUGAAUUAUGAAGAUACCGUUUUUAACAAUCUCAAGGACAAGUUUCCCCUCAUUAUCUUUUCCUGUGUACAACUUGCGAGCAAAAUGUCUCUGCACAGUGAGAUUAUCGACAACAAUACUGCUGUACGAUUUCUUCACUCAGUGGGCCACAGUGUUACAAAGCAGACUCUUCUUGAAUCAGAACUGAUGGUCUUGAAAGGGCUUGACUUCAGAUUAAAUGUCUCUAACCCCCUGACAUAUGUGGAAAUACUGCUGGAGGUUCUUGGUCACAAUGAGCCAUCGACUCCUGUGGAGCAGCUGUAUGACCUAUGCCACCAUAUUCUCAGAUUUGUUAGUUUGGAGAAGACUGCCAUCUAUGAUUCCUUGUUAGUCACUUCUACUAAGUGUCUCCACCCAUCUGUUAAACAGAGAGAGAAGUUUGUGACAGUGACUGAGGACCGCAUGCUUCUUGCUGUUGGCGUCGUUGCUGUGGCCUCAUACAUCCAUCAUGUCAACAAGUGGGAACAGAUUGUGGGAGGACUUAACCUCAUCACAGGAAUUUCAAGGAGGAGCAUUAUUGAUUUUGCUCACGUUACAUUGAUGCACAUUGGUGUUCUUUAUUGCCUCGGAAGCACUAAAUGUAUCCUAGGAAACUUGCAUCUGGAUGCCAGUGGGGGCUUCCCUCCGUGGGGAAUCUUUGAAGUCACUGCCAGCUCUGCAGUCAUGCUUUGGGUUCCACUGGAGAUCACUGGGAGGCAGGACACCGAGUCUUUGUUCUAUGGGCUCCCUGGCUCAGAUGAAGCCCUUUCACCAGAGCUGCAGGUGGCAGCCAAAGAGGUUUUAGAAUCGCUGCGUGGCAGUGGGCACCGUGUGACUGGCUGUGACUGCUGCACCACACACAUGACUUUAGUUGUGAAUGGCCCCGACACGCGGCACAUUCACCAGGCGACAAGUGUCCGUGGGUCCUCCUCUGGCUUUGCAGUAGACCCAGCCUGCGCCUGUUCUACACCCAUGGGUGUCGCUCUCUGUGAUCUUCCCCUGAGUCUGAGACUGAAUGUAAGUGGCUUUGAUCGGCGCAGUUCUAUCCAGUCCGUUUGGCUCAGGCUGGUUCCGGACCGGAUCUGA
Sphaeramia orbicularis (orbiculate cardinalfish) is the source of this 1385-nucleotide messenger RNA. RefSeq names its product cyclin N-terminal domain containing 1 (gene cntd1). Gene Ontology annotation, biological process: reciprocal meiotic recombination. Gene Ontology annotation, cellular component: site of double-strand break. Bases 9 to 1385 code for a protein of 458 amino acids. The record is from RefSeq and is a predicted model, not a curated record. NCBI's taxonomy places the organism in Eukaryota, Metazoa, Chordata, Actinopteri, Kurtiformes, Apogonidae. The transcript has 10 exons.